Molecule: messenger RNA, 3190 nt
Organism: Setaria italica (foxtail millet)
Lineage: Eukaryota; Viridiplantae; Streptophyta; Magnoliopsida; Poales; Poaceae
Product: pentatricopeptide repeat-containing protein At1g22960, mitochondrial
Exons: 2
Coding region: 312-2474 (720 amino acids)
Molecular function (GO): protein binding
Source: RefSeq, a predicted model, not a curated record
UUCUUUCCUCCGAUCCCUCUCCCCUAGUCGAGCCCGCGGCGCUUUCUCUCUUGCCAGCCGCCGCCGCCGCCAGGCUCCAACGCCGUCAACGCCGGCUCCUGUGCCGCUUCCCGGCCAUCUGAGUCCAGUUCCCCCAUCCGCGCGCUCUCAACUCCAGGUCGGGGGCCGCCGCCUGGGGCGCGCGCCCUCGACCCCAUACGGCCGCUGGAAUCUGGUGGAUGCGCCGCAGCCAUUGCCGCAGGUCCCUUCUCGCCGCCGCCGCGCCGUCAUUCAUGGCGAGGCGUCGCCGGGUAGGACCAGAACCUUAAUCCAUGCUAUUCAACAUCCCGUACUGCAAAUCACAAGCUCCUGCAGCCGCCGUCGCAGCUAUCUCCAGCAUCCGCUUCUCCUCCUCGCCGGCUUUGAUUCCGCCGCCGUCCCAGCCGCUGAUUUCACCUCCGCCGGCGCUUCCCGAGGAGAACCCAUUCGCCGCACUACUCGCCUCUGAUCCCCCACCGCCGGAGCCCCUCCGCCUGGUGCUCGCCACGGGCGACGUUCACUCCGCGCUCCGCGGCCUCCCGGGCCUCGCGCGCCAGCUGUUCCGGUGGGCGGAGGACACCCCGCGCGGCUUCCCGCGCACCGCCUCCGCAUUCGCCGCCGUCCUCGUCCCGCUCGCUCAAUCCAACCACAUCCGGGCUGCCUACCCCGUCUCCCUCCGCGCACUGCACCUCGGCCUCCUCCUCCCCCUCGUGUCCCUUCUCCUAUCCACCCACCUCUCUCCCGCCCCAAAAUCCCUGUUGAGCCUCCUCUUACGCCUGUCCACCAAGUUCUCCCCAGAAUGCGAAGGUCGCGACGCUGCGCCCACCACCUGUUCGACGCUGUGCCUGUCCACCUUCCGUGAGAUGGCGCAUCACAGAGUGGCCCCUGACGUCAAAGACUGCAACCGCGUGCUCCGUGUGCUCCGUGAUGCGGCCAUGUGGGAUGACAUUUGCGCGGUGUAUGCAGAGAUGCUCCAGCUUGGGAUUGAGCCGAGCAUUGUCACGUACAACACUUUGCUGGAUUCUUUCUUGAAGGAGGGAAGGGAGGACAAGGCUGCCAUGGUGCUGAAGGAGAUGCAGAAACGGGGGACUGGUUGCUUGCCAAACAAUGUCACAUACAAUGUGGUGAUUUCUUGGCUGACCAGGAAAGGUGACCUGGGGGAUGCAGUGGAGCUGGUUGACUGGAUGCGGCUGUCCAAGAAAGCGUCAUCCUUCACUUACAACCCACUGAUCACUGGGUUGUUUGCAAGGGGUUUUCUUAAGAAGGCUGAAGCUUUGCAGUUGGUGAUGGAGAAUGAAGGUAUCAUGCCGACAGUUGUGACAUACAAUGCAAUGAUUCACGGGCUGCUUCAAAGUGGGCAGGUGGAGGCUGCACAAUUGAAGUUUGUGGAGAUGAGGGCGAUGGGCUUGCUUCCAGAUGUGAUCACGUACAAUUCUUUGCUAAACGGGUAUUGUAAGGCAGGCAAUUUGAAGGAGGUUCUUUGGUUGCUUGGCGAUUUGAGGCGUGCAGGGUUAGCACCAACAAUUUUGACAUAUAACAUUCUGAUAGAUGGUUAUUGUAGAAUAGGUGAUUUAGAUGAAGCUAGGAGAUUGAAAGAGGAAAUGGUAGAGCAGGACUGUUUGCCCGAUGUUUGUACAUAUACAACUCUCAUGAAUGGUUCACAUAAGGUGAGGAACCCUGCUAUGGCAAGAGAGUUCUUUGAUGAGAUGCUGAGCAAAGGUUUGCAGCCAGAUUGCUUUGCCUAUAAUACAAGGAUUCGCGCAGAGCUUGCCCUAGGGGAUGCUUCCAACGCUUUCCAGUUGAGGGAGGCGAUGAUGUUGGAAGGAAUAUCUUCUAAUACAGUCACAUACAAUAUUCUUAUUGAUGGAUUGUGCAAGACUGGAAACCUGAAAGAUGCUGAAGAUCUGCGGAUGAAGAUGGUCCGUGAUGGUUUAAAGCCUGACUGUAUCACAUACACCUGCUUGAUUCAUGCGCACUGUGAAAGAGGACUCCUAAGAGAAGCAAGGAAAUAUUUUAAUAUGAUGGACUCAUAUCAUCUACCACCCACAGCUGUGACCUACACUGUUCUUAUUCAUGCAUAUUGUAGAAAAGGAAACCUUUAUUCAGCAUAUGGUUGGUUUCGAAAGAUGUUGGAAAAAGGAGUUGAACCUAAUGAAAUAACAUAUAAUGUCCUUAUACAUGCGCUAUGCAGGAUGGGCCGAACUCAAUUGGCUUAUCAUCAUUUUUAUGAGAUGCUGGAAAGGGGAUUGGCACCAAACAAAUACACAUAUACCUUGUUGAUAGAUGGAAACUGCAAAGAAGGCAGCUGGGAAGAUGCGAUGAGAUUGUAUUUUGAAAUGCAUCAGAACGGCAUACAUCCAGAUUAUUGCACACAUAAGGCCUUGUUUAAGGGAUUUGAUGAAAGUCACAUGCACCAUGCAAUUGAGUAUUUGGAGAACGUUGUUUUGGGUGAAUAGGUUGAUCUCAGUGAAAGAUUAUCCUUGCAUUUCAGGUGUGUCCGUCCCAAAGAUGAUAGAUGGAGUUUAUGGGCAAUUCCUUUCAAAAGGGAAACAAAAGGAGAGUUUGAAACAAUGUUCUCUGAGUUAAGCUGCUGGGUGCUUUCUAAACAAAUAGUUAAGCACAAGCAGGCCUUCCUCUUGCUGCUCAGAUGAUGAAUGGAGUUUGGAGUCAAUUCCAUUCGAAAGAAGAAAAAGCAAGACUUAGGUACCAUGUCCUCUGAGUUAAGCAGCUGGAUGCUUCCCAAAUGAAUAGUUGAGUACAAACAGUUCUUCCACUUGCUGCGUUAACCUUGCCAGAAUUCUUUUCUUGGCAAGUUGGCAUUAUACUCAUGGAGAUGUGUUUUCUAAUGGAAACUGGGUGGAAUAUGGUCUGUUUUCUAAAGGCCUCUCAUCAUACGAUUCUGUCCCAUUUGUUAUUUGCUUUUGACAAGGUGUGCUGGAACCGACUGGUGUUGAUCAACUAUCUAAAAUAGUAAAUGGCUGCAGGCCUUUGCGACUGAGCUUCCUUCAAUUACAUAUAGGAUUUCUCUUGGUAAGAAUAUACCAAGAAUUUUUUGUAAUGAAUAAUUCCUGUAUGACCAUCAAUUUGUCAUAGGCAUAAGUCACAGUAUAUUGAUCUGUCAGAUAUGUAAUCAUUCUUUGGGUCUUUUAGUGAGAAAUUAUCUCUUUCUAAA